Molecule: messenger RNA, 3158 nt
Organism: Daphnia pulex (common water flea)
Lineage: Eukaryota; Metazoa; Arthropoda; Branchiopoda; Diplostraca; Daphniidae
Gene: Ube3a
Product: ubiquitin-protein ligase E3A-like
Exons: 12
Coding region: 360-3041 (893 amino acids)
Biological process (GO): protein polyubiquitination
Molecular function (GO): ubiquitin protein ligase activity
Source: RefSeq, a predicted model, not a curated record
AGAGGGCUUUUGUCGAGCAGCACAUUCAGUGCGCGAAGUGUUGUCAAAGAAUUUCUCUGCGUAAACGAAAUAGCUAAUUUUUUUUGCCAUAUUUGCCCGAAUAACGAGAAUUCGUUUUCAAUAUUAAUUGCAGGUUUUGAGCUAUUUACGUUCCACUGGUCAACGUAAUUUCAAUCAAAACGCGUUUUCCCAAAUCAGGAAUCGUACAAAGUUGUAAGCAGAUAAUGGCUCGAAUUCCAUUAUGCUAGUCAUCUGUGUCCCUUUUUCUUUCGGUCGCUUGAAGUUUAUCAACUACUCACGGCCUUCCGAUUGAUUUCAUUGACGUAAAUUAUAAUCAUUAAGCCAAAAGUAAUUGCAACAUGGCUGAAAAUGGUAAAAAUGAUGGUGGCAAUAUCUUGAGUGCUGGGGACAGUCAAACACUGGACAAGCGUGUUGCAGCUCGUCAGUUAAUCAAACGUUAUUAUUUCCAGCUGACUGAAGGAUGUGGUGACCAAAACUGUAACAAUGAACAUUGUGCCUCUAGUAAAAAAGUUCAAAAUCUUUCUCCAAACCAAGCUGCUGCUCAGGCUCUGGAUUUAUUUGCCCGCAAAGGAAGGCUUUGUGUUGGCACUGGCAAGAAUGAACUACCGAGCACAUUGUUUCCUGAAAUUACACCUGCUAGUACUAGUGCCAUCUCUGAUCAGCAAUUGCUCAAACAGGGAUUGUGGGUUCCUCCAGCUCUGAGUGUGUCUGGCCAUCCUGCAAAUGACAAAUCAGGCAUUUCCAAACCAACCAAGUUGACAGAAACAAAUUUUAAGCAGAUCGUUGACAAUUGCAAAGAAUAUGGAAUCUAUUCAAAGCUAGUUCACACAUUGGGACAUGUCUUUGCCAAUCCUGAGCUGUUGGGGAAGAGUUUUAUUACGCAAGGAAACAACUCAUGUACAUCUACAUUAGGACAUGGCCAGCUAAGUAAAGAACAACUUCGCUCGAUGGAGGUGGAUUUGGAUAAAGAUAAAGACAGCCAAGAAGCCGUCGCAGAACCUCGUCUCCAGGACGUUGGCCAAGAAGUCAGCGUUGAUAUCUGUUGCGUCCGCCGAUCAUUCGAAGUCUUGAGCUCCAUCGAGCCACAAAACUACGAAAGCGCCUUAGUUCACGCCCUCAUUCUUCUAUGCGAAACUAUUGAACUGGAUAUGAAAUUCGGGAGGCAAAAAGCUGAAGUCAAUUUGCUCAACGUCUUCGUCAUUGUUUUCGAACUACCGUGGCUUGGCACUGGUGACUACUUUGAAAGUGUUUUGCCGACCUUAUGCCGCGCCUGCGCUCUUUUACCUCUAACCCAACAAGCCACUCUAGUCCGAUUUUGGGCGGCUCACAGUGUCCCCAAUCUAAGAAAUCUGGUCCAAACACUUCAACAGCUCAUUAGUUUUAGAGUGUUAUCAGGAGAUUUUGGGCGAGACUAUGCCAUCAAUGAUGACAAUACUAUUACUGCUUGUGUCAAGGUGAUGCGAAUACUGUACUGCGUCAACAUAUUUUCUUGUACCACACCUAGCAGUAAGUUGACUGGUGCAUCAGUUGACGCGAUGGAAACAGACGAUCCUUCUAAAGAUUCCUUCGAUGUCUUUUCGUUUGGAAUCGAUCCUUCCCCUAGGUUGGGUUCCAAGCAAAACAAGACAAGAAAGAAUGAUCCACUUAUGUCGGAACUUGGAGUCAACGUUCUUGACUGUCGACAACCUCCGGUCGCUUUUGCUGACUUCUACAACGAACCGCUAAGUGAUGUUGUUGAGAUGGAUCGUGAUUUUGCCUACUUUGCCGCUGCCUCCGAAGCCCCUCCUUCGGCUUCCAACAAUGCAUUGAAGAUUAGUUUCAUGAACUUCCCAUUCAUUCUUACACCGGCCGCCAAAGCCCUCGGUCUCUAUUAUGAUAACCGUAUCAGAAUGUAUAGCGAACGUCGUCAAAGUAUUUUCAACAGCGUCAUGAACGGACAACCAAGUAAUCCAUAUCUAAAGUUGAAAAUUCGACGUGAUCAUGUCAUCGACGAUGCCCUUAUUGGUUUGGAAAUGGUAGCCAUGGAGAAUCCUUCGGAUCUCAAGAAGCAAUUGGUGGUGGAAUUUGAAGGCGAGCAAGGCAUUGAUGAAGGUGGUCUGUCGAAAGAGUUUUUUCAGUUAGUCAUCGACCAAGUUUUCAAUCCCGACUACGCCAUGUUUGCCUUCAACUCCGACACUCGCAAUUUCUGGUUCAACCCUACGUCGUUUGAAAGUGACGCCCAAUUUACGUUGAUUGGCAUCAUGCUCGGAUUGGCUAUUUACAACACGAUCAUUCUAGACAUUCACUUUCCUAUGGUUGUCUAUCGUAAGCUUCUUGGUCGUAAAGGGACAUUCGAAGACCUUCAAGAACUCGAUCCAACUCUUUGGAAAGGUCUGACAGAACUUCUGGAAUACCCGGAUUCUGACAUUGAAGAAACACUUAUGCAAACGUUUAGCAUAUCUUACAAAGAUGUGUUUGGAGUCGUUUACAAUCAUGACUUGAAGGAAAAUGGCGCAAGUUGCAAUGUGAACCUUGAAAACCGACGUGAGUUUGUCGAACUCUACGCAGACUAUCUGCUCAACGAGUGUGUCGGUAGGCAGUUUGCAGCCUUUCGUCGCGGUUUUGCUAUGGUAACGGAAGAAAGUCCUUUGGGUACGCUCUUCCGGCCGGAAGAAGUCGAACAAUUGGUUUGCGGUAGUCAUAUUUUCGAUUUUGAAGAACUCCAAAACGCCACAGAAUACGAUGGCGGAUUUACUGCUCAAUCUGAAACCAUCAAACAUUUUUGGUCAGUCGUCCACGAGCUAAGUGUCGAGGAUAAACGACGUUUGCUUCAAUUUACUACCGGUUCUGACCGCGUACCUGUCGGAGGAUUAGGUCGAUUGAAACUAAUAAUCGCUCGCAAUGGAGCCGAUUCAGAUAGGCUUCCGAUGGCUCACACGUGCUAUAACGUGCUUCUACUUCCCGAGUACGAUAACAAGGAGAAACUAAAGGAGCGUCUGAUGAAAGCAAUUGAUUACUCGAAAGGUUUCGGUAUGCUUUAACAUAAUGAAAUCAUCUCGUGUGUCGUAUUCUGGUUAGCGGUUCAUAGGAGCAACAAAAAGGUGUCACUAAAAAGAAAUCGUGCUAAAUUAUUACACUGUUCUUUGUCUUCUUCUUUA